GUGGUGCCGGACCUUCGUACGAUCACUUGAACGCGACUAGGGGUUCGUGAAGUAGUGGCACGCGAAAUGGCGGAUACGGUAGCUACUAAUGGCCACAGUGGCCAACAUCAGCAGGGCACCAAGAAGCAAGAAGAUGCUGUGCCGGAGCUACCGAAGUAUUUGUACGCCGCACUGGAGAAGCUAGCCCCCGAGGAAGGAUUUACGGAUGGAAAAUUCACGAUCGCGUUCGAUUUCGGCUCCAGCAAGGGCGAUGGGUUCGUGGGGCAAAUGUUCAAGGCCAUUAUCAGCGAAGGCGAACGGAAGGAGGCGUACCUGUGCAAGAUCCCCCCACUGGACGAUGCUCGCCGUGAGCAGUUCCACGCGAUGACUGCUUUCGCUCGGGAGGCCCUAGUGUACGAACGGUUUCUGCCCGCGAUCUACAAGUUCCAGCGUGAAAAGGGUAUCGCGAGUGCGCAGGAUGGUGGUUUCUUUAACACACCCCGCUGCUACUAUGCCCAUUGCGAUGAGGAACAGGCGCAAUCGGUCAUCAUCAUGGAGGAUCUACGACUCCGGGACUUUACCAUGUGGAACAAGCACAAUCCGAUUGAUUACGAUCACGCGCGGCUCUUCAUGACGCACAUCGGUCGAUUCCAUGCGGUAUCGUUGGCCAUGAAGCGGGAUCGACCGCAGGAGUUCGAGCAGUUUAAGCUGCCGAAUCCGUUCGAUCCGAUCGUCGAAGCGGAUGGUCCAUUCCGGAACAUGAUCCUAUCGCAGUUGCAAAUGGUGAUCGAUGCCCUGGACGAGCAGGACACAAUGGAGCGCGCCAAGAUGGAACAACUGAAACUGGAGAUAUUUGACGAGUUUCAGCGGUGUGGCAAUGGUGCGCUAGCGGAGCCCUAUACUGUGGUCGGACAUGGUGAUUGUUGGACCAAUAACAUGAUGUUCCGAUACAAGGAUGGUAAACCCGAGGAGAUCAUCCUGUUCGAUUGGCAGGUUAUGCGUUACGUGACACCGGUGCAGGAUCUCGUGUACUUUUCGUUCUGCUGUAUGGAUGCGCCAUUUCGCCGAAAGCAUUAUGAGGAGAUGUGUGACAUCUAUUAUCAGUCUCUGUCUAACACGCUAGCCAAACUGGGACACGAUGCCGGGGAGGUGUUUCCGCGCAGUGCACUCGAUGAGCAGUUCCAAACGUUCGGGCGCUACGCUAUUCUAAUGGCCAUGUUUCUGGUACCGAUGAUGUGCACCAAAAAUGAGGAACUACCGGACAUCGAGGCGAUGGCGCAGCGUAUGAAACAAACGCACCAGUUGGAGGAGAGCUUCUUCAAAGCCACGGAAUCGAACCAGGAUGCGUACAGGAAGAGAAUGAGUGGCGUCGUGAAGGACUGCAUUCGCUAUGGAUACCUGUGAUCUGUCCAACGAUCGGUGUGUAACCGCCAUACGAUCAGUACAAAUCAAUCUUUUUUCGGUAUUAAGUCGGAUUGGUUUGUAUUCCGAAUUAGAUAUAGAAUUCAAUAUUCCAAAUCCCUUGAAUUGAAUAUAGUAUGCAUGGAUAGAUUAUGAAUGGAAGAUAUCUGACCAAAAUAUAAAUAGAAGGAAC
Anopheles darlingi is the source of this 1573-nucleotide messenger RNA. RefSeq lists its product as uncharacterized. Bases 67 to 1383 code for a protein of 438 amino acids. NCBI's taxonomy places the organism in Eukaryota, Metazoa, Arthropoda, Insecta, Diptera, Culicidae. The record is from RefSeq and is a predicted model, not a curated record. The transcript is spliced from 2 exons.